This is a messenger RNA of Manis javanica (Malayan pangolin), 834 nucleotides long. RefSeq names its product chromosome 15 C12orf60 homolog (gene C15H12orf60). NCBI's taxonomy places the organism in Eukaryota, Metazoa, Chordata, Mammalia, Pholidota, Manidae. The record is from RefSeq and is a predicted model, not a curated record.
CGGAGACUUGCUGGUUCUAUAGACGGGGGUGUUUGGCGUUGUUUUGUCUCCUGGACUGUGUUUGGUUUUCGAAUUUCCUUUUUCUCGUGAUUGCUGAAACAUUUUGUUGGAGAAAUGUCUUCAGAGUUAGAAAAGGAGAAAGAGAGGCUGGCUCAAGCCACCGAAAUGUUCUUCUUUCACAUGCAAGAUCUUGCAUCCUUCACAAACACACUUGUCGAAUUGUUUAAUAGCAGUAUGAAUGCUCAGAUUGUCUCGAUGGCUCUGACAGAAGAUGUUAAUACUAAGGAUGUCUUUGAACAAAUGUUCAGCAUUUUUAAGGAGAGGCAAUCUAUAGUCAAUGCAAGAUAAGAGACAAUGCAAAAGGAACUUUUAUGCUCCCAGAUUGCAAUGGCUUUGUGCUCCAGGAUCGAGAAGAGUGCCAAGGCAAAGGAGUUGCAAAAGUCAGCUAAUGAAGGGUUCAGGGAGGUCCAGACACCACUCAUUGUGUCUGUGCUGUAUGAUAGUAACAUUCCUGAGAGUUUGGAAUCUUCCCUUCUACUCUUGAUGAAGUAUGCUAUCAUGAAUCUCCAAUGAAGUGAUUUAUAUAGAAAAGACACCAAAGACCAAUCAGAUGCUACCACAUCUGAGAAAAGCUCAGGUCCAGGUCCAUCCAAUGCUACAGCUGACACCUUGAACAAGUUGCUGGAUGCACUAAAAAUUGAAAAUGACAAUAGUAUUGUGUCAGCAGCAGAGCAGUUGGAGCAAAUUGUUAAAAAUAUGGGACCAAUCUGCCUCCAAAAAGCCAUACAGAGUAUGGAGAUGAAGACUCCUAUGUUAAAGAAAGCCAAUGACUAG